AUGUUUCCAAACCCUUAUCCAAACACUCAAUAUGAGAAAAUUUCUCAACUAAAAGACGGUUCAAUUUUGAUAUUAGCUAAAGAUCAAACCACAGCCGACAAAUUCAUUCAAUCGAAAGCUCUGGACAACAUAUGCCCGGUUGAUAUUAAACUCCACGCAAACCUUAACCUCUCGAAGGGCAUAGUAUUUGCGCCUUGCUUGGUUAAUGUGCCCGAAACAGAAAUUAUAACUGAACUUAGGAGUCAAAAUGUAACUAACGUGUACAAAUUCACAAAACUUGUGCAAGAAAAAGAAAAACAGAUUUAUAUUCCUUCUGGUCUCAUGAUCUUCACGUUCGACUCGUUUCAAAUCCCCGAAACAAUUGAAAUUGGCUGGUAUAAGACAAAAGUUUCCGAAUAUGUUCCCAAUCCGAUGCGUUGUCGCCAAUGUCAGUUACUCGGUCAUACAAUUAAAUGGUGUAAGCGUGCUGCAUCAUGUGUAACAUGCAACCUCCCACCUCACGAUGAUAACAACUGUAUUCGCACUUUGUGUGCCAAUUGUUCCGGGCCUCAACCCGCCUCCGCUAAGGACUGCCCAAAUGAAACUCCUCAAAAGAACUCCGAAACAAACUCUGAUAACGAACAAAUUCAUACUCUUAACAACUACUCAAGAGCACAAACAAAAUCAAACAACGGUAAAACUAAUAUUAAUGAAAACACUCAAACAACAGCUUCUUCUAGUUCAAACAGUAUUAACCAAAUUACUUCUCUUACAAACUUUUCUCCAUUAUCGCACACAAAUUUCUCUUUGAAUAUAGAUGAUAAAAAUGACACAUCUCAAUAG
Messenger RNA from Eupeodes corollae, 822 nucleotides. RefSeq lists its product as uncharacterized. The transcript has 3 exons. The record is from RefSeq and is a predicted model, not a curated record. NCBI's taxonomy places the organism in Eukaryota, Metazoa, Arthropoda, Insecta, Diptera, Syrphidae. Bases 1 to 822 code for a protein of 273 amino acids.